UUCACUGAUGUGGUUGGUAGUCCUUACUAUGUCACACCAGAAGUCCUGAAAAAAUGAUAUGGUCCAGAGGCAGAGGUCUGGAGUGCUGGAAUGAUCAUUUAUAUUCUUCUUAGUGGCGUCCCUUCAUUUUGGGCUGUUGAGAAAUUUGUCCUUAGCUUGUAUCUGCUUAGAGUUUGCUUAGACAGUUCAUUGAUAUGCAUCACCAGAUUUAUUUUUAUGUUUGUACAUAUAAACUGAUCUAGUGCUUCAUAGGUUACUAUUUAUCUAUGAUCUUCUCAACUAACAUGUGCUGCAAUUUACAUCACACCCAGAAACCGAGCAAGGUAUAUUUGAAGAGGUUUUACACGGCAAACUUGACUUUCAGUCAGAUCCAUGGCCCAGCAUCUCGGAUAGUGCCAAAGAUCUUGUAAGAAAAAUACUUGUUAGGUAGCCCAAGAAGCGGUUGACUUCUCCUGAUGUUUUGUGUAAGUUAUACUUUAAUCUAGAUGUCUUCGCUGUUGUAAGAAACUACUUGAAAUCAUGACUUUUAUCAGUGUGAUUGAUUUUUUAUUGCAUAAUCAUACUUCAAGAUAACAUUGGAUCACAUUCAUAAGACAAAAUUUUAGAUGUAACUUAGAUAGUCAAAUUAUCUCGACAUCACUAUCCCAUUACAUGCAGAAGUCAGAAGCUCUCUUGGAUUUGUCAGGUAAUUUGCCUAUCAUGAAUUUCAUGGCUUCUAAGGGAAUUAUGAUGGUAGAGUUCUAUGGUGAACUGAGCUUUCUCAAGUUACUGUUGGCUUCCUCCCAGGUCAUCCUUGGGUUCAGAUUGAUGGAGUGGCUCCUGACAAGCCUCUGGAUUCUGCAGUUCUAUAUCGCCCGUAACAAGUUCUGCAAUGAACAAACUAAAAAAUAUGGCUAUCAGAGUAAAUUUCAGAAGUCGAAUAAUUUUGGAAAUAAGGUUCUUGCUGAACACCUUUCUGAGGAUGAAAUUGCUGACCUUAAGGAGAUGUUUAAGAUGAUAGAUGCAGACAACAGUGGGCAGAUAACAUUUGAAGAACUCAAGGUUGGAUUGGAAAGGUAGAUGUUGAUAACAGCGGGACCAUUGAUUAUGGCGAGUUUAUUGCUGCCACUUUACAUCUGAACAAGAAAAAGAGGGAGGAUCAUUUAUUUGCAGCCUUCUCAUACCUUGACAAAGAUGGGAGUGGUUACAUAACUCAAGAUGAACUGCAACACUCUUGUGAAGAGUUUGGUGUCAAAGAUGUGAAGCUGGAGGAUAUGAUCAGAGAAGUAGCUCAAGAUAACAAAGAUGGACGCAUAGAUUAGAAUGAUUUUAUCGCUAUGAUGCAUAAAGGAAACACUGGAUUCAGCAAGAAAUGAAUGCAAACUAAUUUCAGUAUUGGUUUUUGGGAGGUUUUGAAGCUCGGUUAAUGAGGUUAGUUCCGAGGUUCAUAUUCUUUUCUUUUUUUUUGUAAUUAUUACUUGUAGAGUUGUCUUAGGACCUGAUAAUUGGGAACUGAGUCUCUAUGUUGUAUUCUAUUCAUAAGCCUGCAGUAGUUUUGAAACCCAUUACAAGUUUUAGAGAGCUUUGGUGCCCUUAAAAUUGCAAAAAUAUGAACAAAUUCACCUGAUGUACAGAUUUGUUUUUGAGAUUUGA
Musa acuminata AAA Group (dessert banana) is the source of this 1632-nucleotide messenger RNA. Its product is annotated as calcium-dependent protein kinase 4-like. Lineage: Eukaryota; Viridiplantae; Streptophyta; Magnoliopsida; Zingiberales; Musaceae. The record is from RefSeq and is a predicted model, not a curated record. Gene Ontology annotation, molecular function: calcium ion binding. Bases 652 to 1059 code for a protein of 135 amino acids. The transcript is spliced from 4 exons.